CCGGCGGGGGCGGGCUGCCAGUCCAGUCGGGCGGGUGCACUGGGCACGCGGGGCCGGGGCCGGGGCCGGGGCCGGGCGGGAGCGCCCGGCGGGCGCCAUGGAGGGGCUUCGGCGGGGCCUGUCGCGCUGGAAGCGCUACCACAUCAAAGUGCACCUGGCGGACGAGGCGCUGCUGCUGCCGCUCACCGUGCGGCCGCGCGACACGCUCAGCGACCUGCGCGCCCAGCUGGUGGGCCAGGGCGUGAGCUCCUGGAAGCGCACCUUCUACUACAACGCGCGGCCGCUGGACGACCACCAGACGGUGCGCGACGUGCGCCUGCAGGACGGCUCGGUGCUGCUGCUCGUCAGCGACCCCAGUACACCUGCCAACCCAUAUUCCCAUCCUGACACUGGCUGCCUGCACUCUGCCCUGGCCAUCUGGAGUCCUGGCCAGGGUGACCCACAGGGGUCUGCAGAGAAGGGCUUCUGGGCCGCGGGGAGAGCACACACGGAGGCCUGGGGCUGUGCUCAAGGUAGCCCGGGUUGGAGGAGGUGGAGCCAUGACCGAGGGGCCGAAGAUGCUGGCUGAAGGAGCAGGCUGGGUGGGGGACACUUCGGGAGGUUCUGGGCUCCGAGGGUGGACAGGGCAACACUGCCCUGACCAGCUGAUGCCCACUGCUGGGGACACUCCUGAUGGAGCUCCACUCCCUGACUCUGAACUAGGACAUUGUCACCCCAGCUCAGCCAAUCAGCUCAGCCCAUCAGC
This is a messenger RNA of Pipistrellus kuhlii (Kuhl's pipistrelle), 745 nucleotides long. RefSeq names its product ubiquitin domain-containing protein TINCR-like. The record is from RefSeq and is a predicted model, not a curated record. The transcript is spliced from 4 exons. Bases 98 to 568 code for a protein of 156 amino acids. Gene Ontology annotation, molecular function: protein binding. NCBI's taxonomy places the organism in Eukaryota, Metazoa, Chordata, Mammalia, Chiroptera, Vespertilionidae.